Phlebotomus papatasi is the source of this 1107-nucleotide messenger RNA. RefSeq names its product Golgi to ER traffic protein 4 homolog. The coding region runs from base 78 to 1037 and encodes 319 amino acids. Lineage: Eukaryota; Metazoa; Arthropoda; Insecta; Diptera; Psychodidae. Gene Ontology annotation, molecular function: protein binding. The transcript has 2 exons. Gene Ontology annotation, cellular component: BAT3 complex; cytosol. The record is from RefSeq and is a predicted model, not a curated record. Gene Ontology annotation, biological process: protein insertion into ER membrane.
UGAAUCAUUAAAUAAAUGUCAACCUUAAAAUUCUCGUGGGAGAAGUUUUUCGUGAAAAAUUAAAAAUAUUUUGUGGAAUGUCUGAGCCAAAAAGUGUACGUGGAGUAUCGCGAAUAGUGAAAAAACUAGACAGUGCCCUAGAAGCCCAGAAUUAUUAUGAGGCACAUCAGAUAUAUCGGUCAAUAUACUACAGAUUUUGUGCCCAGAAAAACUAUGAAGAACUCUUAGGAUUGCUAAAAAAGGGGAUCCAGUACUUUAUAGACUACGGUCAGAAGACUAUAGUGGCAGAUCUCACAUCCCUUGUGGUUGAUGUGCUGGAAAAAACCACUCCCCGCGAGGAACAAGAUCAUGUGGAGUGGAUUAAGAGACUGGGUGCAAUUUUGAAGGAAAUUGGACCAAUUGUCGAGAGGGAGGCUCUUCUUGCCAAGAUUAUCAAGUGGAGCAGUAGUGUGAAUACUGGAGGAAAACUAGGCCACCCAAUGGUACACAAAGUCGUCGGUCAAAUUAUGUGGCUAGAGAACAACCUAGAACAAGCCAAGCAUCACUUUCUUCUGUCCAAGGAUGGCGAAGGAUUCGCUCAGAUGCUCAUUCAAAUGAGCAUUACAAAGGCCUAUCGGGGAGAAAUAGACCUCAUCAUUGCCCAGGUCAUUCUUCAGCAGUUGUGUUUAAAGGAAGAACCCACAGCUCAGCAGACAUUCAAGACCUACACAAAACUACAUCCCAAAAUUCUGGCUGAGCAGCCUCCGUAUUCCCUGCCACUGCUUAAUUUUCUAGCCUUCCUUCUAAAAUUGGCAAAAAGUGGCAAACUGGAGAGUUUCAAGACGCUCUGUGACCUCUAUAAACGUUCCACUGACCGAGAUCCAUCCUAUGAGAAGUAUCUACAGAAAAUAGGGACACUUUACUUUGGAGCUCCAGUUCCGCAACAACGCUCUCAUCAUGGACUAUUUGGCGAUUUGGUCAAUCAGUUCUUCCAGGGUUUGGAUGAUGAGCCUUCUUCAUCCACAAAUGCCUCAAGUGCAGUCAACGACCUGGAUUAAUUGGCAUUAUUAGCGGGUGAUAUUUGUAUUUGGUUGCAGCAAUGAAAAUAUAAUGACAUUUCCCGACAAA